Messenger RNA from Eremomyces bilateralis CBS 781.70, 1734 nucleotides. Its product is annotated as glutamyl-tRNA amidotransferas-like protein. Gene Ontology annotation, molecular function: glutaminyl-tRNA synthase (glutamine-hydrolyzing) activity. The record is from RefSeq and is a predicted model, not a curated record. The transcript is spliced from 2 exons. The coding region runs from base 230 to 1678 and encodes 482 amino acids. Gene Ontology annotation, cellular component: glutamyl-tRNA(Gln) amidotransferase complex; mitochondrion. Gene Ontology annotation, biological process: glutaminyl-tRNAGln biosynthesis via transamidation; mitochondrial translation. NCBI's taxonomy places the organism in Eukaryota, Fungi, Ascomycota, Dothideomycetes, Eremomycetales, Eremomycetaceae.
UGAAUUCGAUGGAAUUCAGCUAUACAGUAUACAUUUGCCGUUCUUCAAUGUGACCGGGGUAGAUCAUAGCGUCGUAUCUGCAAGCAUCGAGAUGAUGCGGAUGAUGAACCACAAGCUAUUAAAGCUUUAAACAACCUCAAAGACCCUCUGUGCCUUAUGACGCUCCACCUCCACCCCGACGCUCCUUUGUUACCUGUCCUAACCGUAGUCAGCAUCGAUCCGCUGAUAUAUGUCGCUUCUCCAGCACGCGCGAACAUGUCUCGCUAACCAAGUUGCGAACAAAAGUUACAAUGCAUUCAUUUCCCGCGCGACGGAGGAGCAAUUGCUCCGCGUCGUUCCAGAUGGAGAAAAUGCAUCUACGCAGCGCCCGCUAGAAGGCAAAUUGAUUGCUAUCAAAGACAACAUUUGCACCACCGACUUCCCAACCACAGCCGCAUCCCGCAUCCUUCACGAGUUCCCCUCCCCAUACGAUGCGACCGUCGUCUCGAAACUCCGCGACGCCGGCGGUGUCGUCGCGGGGAAGACGAAUCUGGACGAGUUUGGGAUGGGUUCCCAUUCGAUUCAUUCCCACGUCGGUCCCGUCUCCCAGCCGUCCUCGAUGGAACAUGGAGAAGGCCAGCUUUCUGUGGGAGGUAGUUCCGGAGGCAGCGCGCUUGCGGUCGCGACAGACCAGUGUUGGGCAUCGCUGGGGACCGACACGGGCGGUUCGGUGAGGCUUCCUGCAGCAUAUACUGGGGUGUAUGGUUUCAAGCCAUCGUACGGGCUGCUCUCGCGAUGGGGCGUCCUGGCGUACGCGAACUCCCUGGAUACAGUUGGGAUCCUUGCGAAGGACGUCGACUCCGUGAAAUCUCUGUUCCAUGCCGUCAAUGGCUAUGACAAGAAAGAUCCCACCAGCCUAGCCGAAUCGUCAAGAAGGCGGAUCACCGAGCUGGUGGAACAACGGAAGCGAUCCGGCCGCUAUCGAAUCGGUGUGCCAAAAGAAUAUAAUACAUCCGGAAUCGAUCCGAAGAUCAAAUCCGCCUGGAGAGCGACCUUGAAAGCGCUACAAAGCAAAGGCCACUCCAUCCACCCCGUUUCCCUUCCCGCAACCAAACUUGCCCUCCCCGCCUACUACGUUCUCGCCCCUGCCGAAGCUGCCUCCAACCUGGCGAAAUACGACGGCGUUCGAUACGGCACCCGGUCCUCCGGCCCCGACACCAGCGGCGGCGUGCUCUUUUCCCAAACGCGCUCCGAGGGCUUCGGCGACGAGGUGAAGCGGCGGAUCUUGCUGGGGAACUACUCGUUGAGCGCCGAGGCGAUCGACAACUAUUUCAUCCAGGCGCAGAAAGUAAGGCGGCUGGUGCAGCGGGACUUCGAUGGGGUGUUUUCGUUGCGGAAUUCGCUGGUGGACGAGGGGGGGGAUGGGGAGGGCGAGGGAGAGAGGGUGGAUGCGCUGCUGGUGCCGACUGCGCCGACUUUGCCGCCACUGGUUAAGGAUGUGAAGCGACAGGAUCCGGUUGCGGCGUAUAUGAACGAUGUGUUCACGGUGCCCACAAGUCUGGCGGGGCUGCCGGCCAUCAGCGUGCCGGUCAAGACCGAUCAUGGCGCCGCACGGUCACAGAUAGGGAUGCAAAUUAUUUCCCAGUAUGGCGAUGAUGAGUUGGUACUGGAGAUCGCACAGUGCUUGAGUGAGAGUUGAAUGCCAAGGUCUAUUUUCAAGAAUGAUGAUGAUGAUGGUGGUGCUACGAAUAUCAA